AUAUGACGAGGUCGAGGGAACAUGGGUCCUGGCGAAGCUUUCUUUACCAGAUGUUGUUGAUGAUUUGAGGUGAUGAUGACAGAAUAUACUACUUUUGAUUAUGUCUGGAGAGUUGUAUUGAAAGUUGACAGUAAAGACCAAAGAACACAAACUUGUCUUCAGUACACACUGACAGAAAACGACAAAACCCGUUUCCUUGGCGCAUUGGUGGGCGAGAGUAAUCCACGAUGCCUUAAGCAAUUUCUUUUGAAAUCAAAAAACCCAGCAGCGGCCAACCUCAAAUUACACAAUGCAGAAUUUAUGCCAGAUGGUCGUUUUAUGCUCACCGUAGAGACAAAGACAAGAAAUAUUGCAUUGUUACAGCAAUAUGAUGUUGAGACGUGUGUUUACAAAUGUCUUAAGGAGAACAAUUGUUGGGAUCUAUUGUUGUGCACAGAGACAGGUGUAAUAUUAUAUCCAGAGGAAUUGCUGAAAGAGUACAAAGAGUUGAAGGUUGACACCAAACACUAUUGUAAACCUGACAAGGUGAAGGUUAGGGAGUUACAGAAAUCUUAUGGUUACGCAUAA
This is a messenger RNA of Magallana angulata, 567 nucleotides long. RefSeq lists its product as uncharacterized. NCBI's taxonomy places the organism in Eukaryota, Metazoa, Mollusca, Bivalvia, Ostreida, Ostreidae. Bases 73 to 567 code for a protein of 164 amino acids. The transcript is spliced from 6 exons. The record is from RefSeq and is a predicted model, not a curated record.